AUGGCUGCUACAAUGAGGGCCUUAGCUCUUGUUGCUUUGCUUGUUGCAAUUAAUGCUAUAGCGUCUGAAAGUAGAGUGGCAAGAAAGGACCUGGGUUUGGACCUUGGUGGGGUGGGAAUUGGGUUGGGUGCUGGGGUUGGAAUUGGACUUGGUGGUGGUGGUGGUGCUGGCUCUGGUGCGGGUUCAGGCUCUGGCUCUGGCUCGGGCUCGGGCUCUUAUUCAAGUUCUGGUUCUGGUUCUUCAUCAGGGUCAGGGUCUUCUGGAGCAGGUUCCGAAGCCGGUUCCUAUGCAGGAUCUCAUGCUGGGUCUGGAGCUGGUUCAGGCUCCUCUAGAGCUGGUUCUGAAGCAGGUUCGUAUGCAGGGUCUCAUGCUGGAUCAGGAUCAUAUGAUGGUGGAAAUGGAAAGUAA
Molecule: messenger RNA, 408 nt
Organism: Abrus precatorius (Indian licorice)
Lineage: Eukaryota; Viridiplantae; Streptophyta; Magnoliopsida; Fabales; Fabaceae
Product: glycine-rich protein 5
Exons: 2
Coding region: 1-408 (135 amino acids)
Source: RefSeq, a predicted model, not a curated record